CUGAAUCUGACAGCACAUCAGCAUGGAAUACCUACGCCUCUGUCUGGUUAUUUUGUUAGUCUGUUUAGUCGGUGCCCAAGCAAUUUCAGGUGAUAUGCCCACGUUCAGUGGCUUGUGCCAGUUGCAAGGCGACUGGUGCAGUACCAACUGCCAAAUAGCCGGCGGACGGGAUGGACUUUGCAACAAGGUGGGCCUCUGCAUCUGCAGACCCUUGUAGUGAGGUGACGGGUUAGACAAAUCGGAAUAAAAGGCGAACAUAUUUACAA
Drosophila rhopaloa is the source of this 266-nucleotide messenger RNA. RefSeq lists its product as uncharacterized. The transcript is spliced from 2 exons. NCBI's taxonomy places the organism in Eukaryota, Metazoa, Arthropoda, Insecta, Diptera, Drosophilidae. The record is from RefSeq and is a predicted model, not a curated record. The coding region runs from base 23 to 217 and encodes 64 amino acids.